AUGGACGCCUCCGCCGGCUCGCCGCCACCGCACUCCCAAGAGAACCCGCCGGAGCACGGUGGCGACCUGGGGGAGGCCCCGGCGGAGGAGAUCGGUGGGGAGGCGGGGGAUGACUUCCUAUUCGCGGAAGACACGUUCCCGUCCCUCCCGGACUUCCCUUGCCUCUCGUCGCCGUCCAGCUCCACCUUCUCGUCGUCGUCGUCGUCCAACUCCUCCAGCGCCUACACCAACGCGGCAGGAGGGGCUGGCGGCGGCGCUGACGGCGCCGCCGGCGAGCGCUCCGGGCCUGCAUCGGCCGGUGAAGGAUUCGAUGCGCUCGAUGACAUCGACCAGCUCCUCGACUUCGCGUCGCUGUCCAUGCCGUGGGACUCCGAGCCGACGUUCCCCGAAGUUAGCAUGAUGCUGGAGGACGCUAUGUUCGCGCCGCCGCAUCCCGUUGGCGACGGCAGACGCGAAGGUAAAGCCGUGCUGGAAGGGACCGGGGGAGAGGAGGCCUGCAUGGAUGCGGCUGCGGCGCCGGGUGAGGACCUGCCGCGGUUCUUCAUGGAGUGGCUCACGAGCAACCGUGAAAACAUCUCGGCCGAGGAUCUCCGCAGCAUCCGCCUCCGCCGCUCCACCAUCGAGGCAGCCGCCGCCCGGCUCGGCGGCGGGCGCCACGGCACCAUGCAGCUGCUCAAGCUCAUCCUUACCUGGGUGCAGAACCAUCACCUCCAGAGGAAGCGCCCUCGCGACGCGAUGGAGGAGGCGGCGGUAUUGCACGGCCACGGACAGAGCCAGCUCUCCAGCCCGGGGGUCAACACCGGAUAUGAGUUCCCCGCCGGCGGCCAGGACAUGGCGGCCGGCAGCGGCGCAUCCUGGAUGCCCUACCAGCAGCCGUUCACGCCACCUGCUUACGGCGGCGACGCCGUUUACCCGGGCGCCGCAGGCCAAUACCCUUUCCACCAGAGCUCCAGCACGAGCAGCGUGGUCGUGAGCAGCCAGCCGUUCUCCCCGCCGGCGGUGGGCGACAUGCACGCCGCGGGCGGCGGGAACAUGGCCUGGCCGCAGCAGUACGUGCCGUUCCCUGGUGCUUCCGCGGGCUCUUACCCUAUGCCGCCCGUCGUGGCGCAGCCGUUCUCCCCCGGAUUCGGCGGGCAGUACGGCGGCGCCGCCCACCCCAUGGGCCCCCAACGCAUGGCAGGCGGGGAGGCCUCCGCGACCAAGGAGGCCCGUAAGAAACGCAUGGCGAGGCAGCGGCGCCUGUCCUGCCUUCAGCAGCAGCGCAGCCAGCAGCUGAACCUGGCCCAGAUCCAGGUCCCCGUCCACCCGCAGGAGCCAUCUCCUCGGUCGGUGCACUCCGCGCCGGUCACGCCGUCAGGCGGUGGCUGGGGUUUCUGGUCGCCGGGAAGCCAGCAGCAGGUCCAGAACCCGCUCUCCAAGUCCAAUUCCUCGAGGGCGCCGAUGCAGCAGGUGCCGCGCUCCCCGGAGGCGCCGGCGGAGGGGGCGCCACCGGUGAAUCCGGCGCCCGGUGCUCGGCAGGAAGAGAGCCCCCAACGCUCGACAGCUUCAGAUAAGCGGCAGGGGGCGAAGUCGGACAAGAACCUGCGCUACCUGCUGCAGAAGGUUCUGAAGCAGAGCGACGUCGGGAGCCUCGGCCGCAUCGUGCUCCCCAAAAAGGAAGCGGAGGUUCACCUGCCGGAGCUGAAGACGAGGGAUGGCAUCUCCAUCCCCAUGGAGGACAUUGGGACAUCGCGGGUCUGGAACAUGCGGUACAGGUUUUGGCCCAACAACAAGAGCAGAAUGUAUCUGUUGGAGAACACCGGGGAAUUUGUUCGUUCCAAUGAGCUUCAGGAGGGGGAUUUCAUAGUGAUCUACUCUGAUGUCAAGUCUGGCAAAUAUCUGAUACGGGGCGUGAAGGUGAGGCCUGCUCAUCAGGACCAGGGCAAUGGUUCCAGCGCGGUAGGCAAGAACAAGCAUGGGUCUCCAGGUCCAGAGAAAGCCGGUGGUUCUUCUGAUGACGGCAUCGUCAUCGCCGACGGGACCAACAAGCCUGACGGCGCCUGCAAGGGGAGGUCGCAGCAAGGUGCGAGGCGGGCUCGCCACCAGGGAGCCGCCUCCAUGGCUGUGAGCAUCUGA
Messenger RNA from Setaria italica (foxtail millet), 2115 nucleotides. Its product is annotated as regulatory protein viviparous-1. The coding region runs from base 1 to 2115 and encodes 704 amino acids. The transcript is spliced from 6 exons. Gene Ontology annotation, molecular function: DNA binding; DNA-binding transcription factor activity. NCBI's taxonomy places the organism in Eukaryota, Viridiplantae, Streptophyta, Magnoliopsida, Poales, Poaceae. The record is from RefSeq and is a predicted model, not a curated record.